Harpegnathos saltator (Jerdon's jumping ant) is the source of this 1300-nucleotide messenger RNA. RefSeq names its product RAS oncogene family member Rab7 (gene Rab7). NCBI's taxonomy places the organism in Eukaryota, Metazoa, Arthropoda, Insecta, Hymenoptera, Formicidae. Gene Ontology annotation, cellular component: lysosome; late endosome; phagocytic vesicle. The transcript is spliced from 5 exons. The coding region runs from base 102 to 725 and encodes 207 amino acids. Gene Ontology annotation, biological process: phagosome-lysosome fusion; endosome to lysosome transport. Gene Ontology annotation, molecular function: GTPase activity; GTP binding. The record is from RefSeq and is a predicted model, not a curated record.
CGUUGUCAUACUCGUGAUUUCAUAACACGCCAUUUUCUUUGUGUAAAGUGCUGGAGAGGAGGAUUUUCGUGUCGUAUUUUGUAUCGAGUCCAGCAAAAGAAAUGGCAUCCCGCAAGAAAGUCUUGUUGAAAGUUAUUAUUCUUGGGGAUUCAGGAGUUGGAAAAACUUCUUUGAUGAAUCAAUAUGUCAAUAAGAAAUUUAGUAACCAAUAUAAAGCUACGAUAGGGGCAGAUUUUUUGACUAAAGAAGUGAUGGUGGAAGAUAGAAUAGUUACCAUGCAGAUUUGGGAUACUGCCGGACAAGAAAGGUUUCAAUCAUUAGGAGUGGCAUUUUAUCGAGGUGCAGACUGCUGUGUGCUAGUAUUUGAUGUGUCUGCUCCAACUAGCUUUAAAUCUCUUGAUUCAUGGAGAGAUGAAUUUUUGAUUCAAGCUUCACCUCGGGAUCCAGAUAAUUUUCCAUUUGUUGUUCUCGGAAAUAAAGUAGAUCUUGAGUCAAGAGCAGUAUCAAGCAAGAGAGCACAGCAAUGGUGUCAGUCAAAGAACAAUAUUCCAUACUUUGAAACUAGUGCAAAAGAAGCUAUUAAUGUUGAGCAAGCUUUCCAAACGAUAGCUAAAAAUGCUUUAGCUCAAGAAAGUGAAGUUGAACUUUACAAUGAAUUCCCGGAUCAAAUCAAAUUGACUAAUGACCAAAGAAGCAAUGGCAAAGGUGAUUCAUGUGCUUGCUAGGUCUUGGAGUAGUGGUAAUCUUGGUUGACUAUAAAGAUGCACAGGUCAGAUUGUACAUUCGUGUGCCUGCGCAUGAAGGACGUGGAGAAUAUAUUGCGAUGAGCUUUGUGUGUGCAGGAAGUCACAAGAAUAUAUUUCUUUAUCUUAAUGUAUCAUACAAUCUUAUGUCCACAAGAUAUCUCAAUAUUCUCAAAAUAGUUCUGUUAAAACGGUCAUUAGCGUAUGGUAAACAUAACAAAGUAAAUCAUACAUAAAGGAAUGUGUACAAAACUAUUGAUAUAUAAUUGUUUUUAUAAACAUGUGGGGGUAAGGUAUAUUUAUCCGACUUCCUGACUAAAUAUCACAAUUCUAAAUCAGUACACUCUCGUUGGAUUUAACUUGUCACACAUGGAUUCCUACCUCUAUGUUAUUCUGUAGAUUGGAGAUUUACAUUUCAUUUUUAGGUAGUAUAAUGCUCUCUUAUUAGCAAAGCAUAUAAAUUAUCAUUUUUAUUUAGGUUCUUGAUGAUUAGCAAAUUUUUCAACGAAACGAUAUAUCGAGAUUUUUAAAUGAUAGUGGCUAUUUAUUGCACUAGA